Coniophora puteana RWD-64-598 SS2 is the source of this 1277-nucleotide messenger RNA. RefSeq lists its product as uncharacterized. The record is from RefSeq and is a predicted model, not a curated record. The coding region runs from base 760 to 1275 and encodes 171 amino acids. NCBI's taxonomy places the organism in Eukaryota, Fungi, Basidiomycota, Agaricomycetes, Boletales, Coniophoraceae. The transcript is spliced from 3 exons.
CCUGUCUCAAAAUGUCUGUACCAUCCUCAAUACGAGCUACGACUAAAACGUCCUUUUUAGGCUCAACUAUCAGGCUGUGCACGGUGUCCUCGCGUAGAUUGCUCGCAAAAUGACACCUGAGACAUGAAACCGGACUUCCCGGAGGGUAACUUGACACUUUCGUGCACAGCAACCCAGAGAUCGUGCUCGCUGAGCACCAUGGCUCCGAGGAACAGGACCGAAAAAAGUUCUGAUAGGCGCUCGUCACUCCCUAGCCUGGUGGAGUUGCGAUUCACCGUCCUGCCGCAACUCCUCAUGUGAUGAUUGACCGCGGCAGGUCGCUUUUGUCAAGAUUCAACAUUUAAGAGUCAACUUCGAUCAUGUUCCAGGCUCAUAUUGGGGCAGAGAAUGAGGAUCUGGACAUCGCCUCGCUCAUGCCGCAAAAUGAAUUCGCCUAUGUGAUACGGAAAUCGGGCAAGAUGCGUGGCCGUGCAAAGUAGGGUCCGCGCUGCGUUGGCCUUUGGGUGACACAGUACAUGCAGUGCCUCUGCCUCCGAAUCCAAUGGCUGUGAGGCACGGAGUCACGCUGCGUAUGCUCGCGGAGGGCGCGUGCAUUACGGGAUAAAAAGGGCGCGUCCGCCUUGUGCUGAUUCCUCUUGCCGCACCAUCAAACCCGCACUACUGAAGCCCAGGCAUUUAAUUCUGCAUCUACGCCCAAACUUGCGUUAACGCCUCUCACACAACCUCCACAAGUCUACGAUCCCCUCACUCCAAAUCACCAUGCGCACCUCUGUGCUCUUCGCCGCUGUGUUCGCUGGCGCUCUCGCUCAGGCAGCUGUUCUCCCCGCCCGUAGCUCUGACACCGAUGAUGCUUACCGCCGUGCCAUUAUCGACGACUGUGGUUACCGCCGUGCCAUCGAUACCGAUGAUGCAUACCGUCGUGCCGUCGACACCGACGAUAAAUAUCGUCGCGCGGUUGACACUAACGAUAGCGAUUGCUUCUACCGCCGCGCUGUGGACACUGACGACGCAUACCGCCGUGCUGUCGAUACCGAUGAUGCAUACCGUCGCGCCGUCGACACAGACGAUGCGUACCGUCGUGCGGUUGACACCGACGACGCCUACCGACGUGCUGUUGACACCGAUGAUGCGUACCGCCGUGAUGUGGAGCUUCCUCACGAUAUUGAUUACGCCUAUCGCCGUGACGCUGACUCGGACGAUGCUUACCGCCGCGCUGUGGACACUGACGACGCCUACCGUCGUAGUGACCCUCACGAAAUCGACUACGCCUACUAAAC